AUGAUGGCCCCCAACAACGCAGGCUACGCCUCCUAUGCUCCGCCCUACGGCCAUCAGGGCGGAAACGCCCCACAGGCAUAUGGAGAGCAGUGGAAUGGGGAGCCGUGGCAGGACUACGGCGAGGAUGUGCAGGCCUACAGCGAGAUGGACUGGCACGACCAGCGCCAGGCGCAGUGGAUGCAGCACAUCGAGAGCCAGUACUUCAGCAGGUGGACCAUCGACAAGCAAGACGAGUGGCAAGCUUAUCAAUCCAAGUUUGAUGCCGCGCAGGGUCCACAAGAGAUUCUCAAGGAGAGUCCUGUCCCUGACGCUUCACGGUGGACUUCUGGUCCUCAAGAUGCACAGACUGCCCAGGAGUAUCGGCGGCAGCACGAGAUGAAGGUGAUCAGCACAUUCAGCGGCAAUGUGCCGACUCCAAUUCGGGACUUCACUGCUGCCGCCUUGCCGGCCAAAGUCUUGCAGGAGAUCCAGGAAGCGAAGUUCCAGCAGCCCACGCCGAUUCAGGCGCAGUGCUGGCCCAUCCUCAGUGCUGGUCAUGACCUAAUUGGCAUCGCCAAGAGUGGGAGUGGCAAGACCCUCGCGUUCCUGGGCCCAGGCUUUGCGCAGAUCCUCCGCAGCAGCGCCGAUGUACAUAAAGGGCCCAUGGCUCCCACAUGUCCUCCAAGUGUCAGUCGUUCCUGGAUGUCUCUGGGUCCCGGAACCCCAAAGCCGUAG
This is a messenger RNA of Symbiodinium sp. CCMP2456, 714 nucleotides long. The record is from the annotation of a GenBank genome assembly. NCBI's taxonomy places the organism in Eukaryota, Dinophyceae, Suessiales, Symbiodiniaceae.